Knipowitschia caucasica is the source of this 255-nucleotide messenger RNA. The record is from the annotation of a GenBank genome assembly. NCBI's taxonomy places the organism in Eukaryota, Metazoa, Chordata, Actinopteri, Gobiiformes, Gobiidae.
AUGAAGAUGUCAAAAGCUUUCAGGCAGGAGGGAGGGGGGAGGAGGGGGGAGGAGGGGGGUGAGGGGGCUCCAGGAGGAGACCCCAACGGCAAACUGAAGUGGGGGGGGGGGGGGGGGGGGGGGCAGUCUGUAUGGACACAGUCGUUGCUGGUGGGUGGUGGUGGUGAACACAUGAACUUCCUGGUCCUUUGUGUGGCGGCGGCGGUGGCGGUGGCGGCGGCGGCGGCGCUGGGCGGGUGUGAACGUGGAGAAUAG